This is a messenger RNA of Marmota flaviventris (yellow-bellied marmot), 921 nucleotides long. RefSeq names its product tachykinin precursor 1 (gene Tac1). NCBI's taxonomy places the organism in Eukaryota, Metazoa, Chordata, Mammalia, Rodentia, Sciuridae. The record is from RefSeq and is a predicted model, not a curated record. Gene Ontology annotation, biological process: positive regulation of cytosolic calcium ion concentration; tachykinin receptor signaling pathway; inflammatory response. Gene Ontology annotation, molecular function: substance P receptor binding.
AACAUGAAAAUCCUCGUGGCCUUGGCAGUCUUUUUUCUCGUCUCCACUCAACUGUUUGCGGAAGAAAUCGGUGCCAACGAUGACCUAAAUUAUUGGUCCGACUGGUCCGACAGUGAUCAGAUCAAGGAAGAGCUGCCAGAGCCCUUUGAGCAUCUUCUGCAGAGAAUCGCCCGGAGACCCAAACCUCAGCAGUUCUUUGGAUUGAUGGGCAAACGGGAUGCUGAUUCCUCAAUUGAAAAACAAGUGGCCCUGUUAAAGGCUCUUUAUGGACAUGGCCAGAUCUCUCACAAAAGGCAUAAAACAGAUUCCUUUGUUGGACUAAUGGGCAAAAGAGCUUUAAAUUCUGUGGCUUAUGAAAGGAGUGCAAUGCAGAAUUAUGAAAGAAGACGUAAAUAAACUACCUACUGUAUUAUUUAUUCAGCAUCAUUCGUGUCAAUGGGCAAUGAACCGUAAAAUAAAAUAUGCACUAUAAGGAAUAAUUAUUUAUUUAAAAACAAUUGUUGUGAUGAGCUGAAAACUCAAAAAAGUGUUUAUUUUUCAUAUUGUGCCAAUAUGUGUUGCAAACUUGUGUUGUGGUUCUAACAUGAUGACUCCUUCAGAAGUAGAAAUCAGUGGUAAUUUCAAUGAGAUUGUGAAACUCUGUCAAUGGUACAUCCUCCAAGGAAAGAACCCCACUGAACAGACACGUCAGUUCCUGCUGAAAUGGAGAAAACCCUUGUACAGUCUGUGCUUCCCUGUUUGUUUUCAUGGUGAAAAUGUACUGAGACUGUGGUAUCAAACUGCAUUUGUGUCCUUGCAGCAUGUUUCAUGUUUUGUGACUAUAUAGAGAUGUUUUAAAAUUUUUUAAUGUGAUCCUAAGGUCUUCAUUCAUUAUAUGAUGUGUUGUGACAACUACAUUUUAAAUAAAAGGGGAAAAAAAUA